AUGCACCCCUUUUCCAUCCUCACCCUCGGCAUUUUCGUUGCGGGAUACAUUACCGCGAGGUGGGACCUUGUCACCCGACUAUACGAACUCGCCAUAUUCGCGUGGGAUCACGGCGUGGUGACCAGAACCGCAAAGGGAUUUCUCUUCCUCUCCGUUUUCUUCUUCGUCCUCAUCAUUCCGAUCAAUCAUCUUGCGCAAAAGGAGUUCGGUCAGCACCCUCGACCCGUCCACCUCGGUGUCUCCGCUCGGGAACAACUACGCCGUCGAGGCUCGUUCUAG
Messenger RNA from Aspergillus puulaauensis, 279 nucleotides. RefSeq lists its product as uncharacterized. NCBI's taxonomy places the organism in Eukaryota, Fungi, Ascomycota, Eurotiomycetes, Eurotiales, Aspergillaceae. The transcript has 3 exons. The record is from RefSeq and is a predicted model, not a curated record. Bases 1 to 279 code for a protein of 92 amino acids.